AUGAGAAUACAACUGAACAAAAUUGAUAUGCAAUGUAUUUUUGCGCUUUCUUGCUUAAGCCAACUUGUACAGGGGGAAGCUAAUUCGAAAGAUUUAAGACAAAUCGACUUUAAAUUUCCUGUACUAGAGAGAGCUGCUACAAAAACGGCUUUCCCAGAGUGGCUUAGUGCAUUUACUGGAUUAAAGGAAUGGCCUGGGUUAGACCCUCCUUAUAUACCUUUAGAUUUCAUCGAUUUCAAUCAAAUUCCGGAUUACAAACCAUAUGAUCAGAAUCACUGUGACCCUGUUCCAAGAGAAUCAUGCUCUUUCGACUGUCAUCAUUGCAUUGAGCAUGACGAUGUGUACACAUGUUCUAAACUUUCUCAAACAUUUGACGAUGGUCCCUCUACUUCUACUACUAAACUAUUGGAUCAAUUGAAGCACAAAUCCACAUUUUUUAACUUAGGAAUCAAUAUAGUGCAACAUCCAGAUGUAUAUCACAGGAUGCAAAAAGAAGGUCAUUUAAUAGGCUCACAUACUUGGUCUCACGCAUAUUUGCCAAAUAUAUCAAAUGAAAAAAUUAUAGCCCAAAUUGAAUGGUCCAUCUGGGCAAUGAACGCUACUGGUAACCAUACACCCAAGUGGUUCAGACCACCUUAUGGUGGAAUAGAUAAUAGAGUGAGAGCAAUUACAAGGCAGUUCGGCUUACAAGCUGUUUUAUGGGACCACGACACUUUUGAUUGGAGCCUCCUUCUCGAUGAUUCUGGAACAACUGAACAAGAAAUCCUCCAAAAUGUCAUAAACUGGAAUAAAACAGGUACUGGAUUAAUAUUAGAACAUGAUUCAACAGAAAAAACUGUCAAUCUUGCCAUUAAAAUUAAUGAUGUUAUUGGUAACGAUCAAUCAACUAUUUCUCAUUGUGUUGGCGGAAUUGAUUACAUCAAAGAGUUUUUGUCCUAA
Saccharomyces mikatae IFO 1815 is the source of this 939-nucleotide messenger RNA. It is a transcript of the gene CDA2, whose product is annotated as chitin deacetylase CDA2. Gene Ontology annotation, molecular function: chitin deacetylase activity. The record is from RefSeq and is a predicted model, not a curated record. NCBI's taxonomy places the organism in Eukaryota, Fungi, Ascomycota, Saccharomycetes, Saccharomycetales, Saccharomycetaceae. Gene Ontology annotation, cellular component: prospore membrane. The coding region runs from base 1 to 939 and encodes 312 amino acids. Gene Ontology annotation, biological process: carbohydrate metabolic process; ascospore wall assembly. The transcript has a single exon.